GCACCUGUCCAUAAAAAAAUUUCUCCCCCGCGGCCCAUCGCUAGGGUUUUGAGGAGCCGGCUGGAGCCAUCGCCGCGCGGAGGAGGAGUCGCUGCGAUCCAGGGUUCUUUUGCGAAGAACAAUGAGUUUGAUUUCUCAAAACGUGCUCUCCAAGAAACAUGUGGAGAAGUUUGAUGGACAAGCUGCUGAUGGGUCUCCAGUUGACAAGGAGACCCUGCUGGUUGAUGAACAUAAAUUGAAGAACUCGAAGAGGAAGAAGAGAGGCAGAGAUCAUGACUUGUCGGAGGGGAAGAGUGAGCAAGAGAAGGAGAUGAAGAAGCUGGAGAGCUUCUUGUUUGGUACCCUUUACUCCCCUGUGGAGUUUGGCAAGGAAGCUGGGGAAGAAGAGGAGGAGGAGGUGGCUCGGGAUGCGCCUUUGUUCUUUGUGGAUAAGUCCACUGGCGAUGAAAUGGCGAUCUAUGAAGAGGACUUGCAUUCUCGAAUUGAAGAAGUGCGCGAGGAAGAGAAGAAGCCAGCGUGGGUUGAUGAUGAGGAGGAGAGGACAGAGGUGGAUAUAGUGAAAGUCAGUAGGUUGAGGAAGCUUAGGAAGGAGGCUGACGAGCGUGUGAUAUCGGGUCCAGAUUAUGUGGCGAGACUACGCGCCCAGCAUGCUAAGCUGAAUCCUGGAACGGAAUGGGCACGGAUUGACCGAAAAACUGCCCAUGUUGGUGCUUCCGAUGAUGAAUCCGAUGAUGAAAGCGGUGUCACAGUUGCCCAUGGAUAUGAGGAUGUGGAAGGUGAUGAUAUUCUCCGGAGCAAUGAUGAGCUUGUUGUUAAAGGUAGAGAUAAGCUGUUGCCAAGGUUGUUGGAGUACUCGAGGCUAAUGAAUGCCAAUUCAGAGGAGCCUUCCAACGGUCCUAUCAAUUCAGUUCAGUUUCAUAGGAAUGGCCAAUUGCUGCUGACUGCUGGACUGGAUAGAAGGUUGAGGUUUUUCCAGGUUGAUGGAAAACGCAACACCAAGAUACAGAGCAUAUUCAUUGAGGACUGCCCGAUAUAUAAGGCUUCGUUUUUGCCUGAUGGGUCUGAGGUCAUAAUUUCGGGUAGAAGAAAGUUCUUUUACAGCUUUGAUUUGGUGAAAGCGGCAGUUAAUAAGAUAGGUCCAUUGACAGGGAGGGAGGAGAAAAGUCUGGAAGUUUUUGAGGUUUCCCCUGAUUCGAGCACCAUUGCAUUCAUUGGUAAUGAAGGUUAUAUUCUCUUGAUGUCAUCACGAACAAAGGAGCUGAUUGGAACCAUCAAGAUGAAUGGAAGCGCUCGUUCUUUGGCUUUUGCUGAUGGUGGGAAGCAGCUAUUGAGCAGCGGUGGUGAUGGUCAAGUUUAUCACUGGGAUCUUAGGACAAGGAGGUGCAUCCACAAGGCUGUCGAUGAAGGGUGUAUAAUGGGUUCAGCACUCUGUGUUUCACCAGACAGCUCUUUGUUUGCGGCAGGUUCAAGCAGUGGAAUUGUGAAUGUUUACAAAAGGGAAGAGUUUCUUGGGGGAAAGAGGAAGCCACUGAAGUCCAUUGAGAAUUUAACCACAAUGGUUGAUUUCAUGAAGUUUAAUCAUGAUGCGCAGAUAUUGGCUAUUACCUCAAGAAUGAUGAAGAAUGGUCUAAAAUUGAUACAUGUUCCAUCUUUUACUGCCUUCUCGAACUGCCCCCCUCCCAGAUUUAGUUUGCAUUAUCCACGUGCUUUGGAUUUCAGUCCUCAUGGAGGUUUUAUGGCCAUGGGAAAUGCUGGUGGAAAGGUUCUGUUGUAUAAAUUGCAUCAUUAUCAAAAUGCAUAAACCAUUGUUGCAGUGGGCAGCAACUCUGGCUUGUGGUAUCAUAUGUCUCUUUAACCUAAUGAACUGGCAAUUUUUAAUAUCCUUCGGGUAAGAGUGCUGUUCAUGGGUAUUGACUUGGAUCCACUACUUUAAGGGUGGCGGCUUGUUGAGUUUCUUAUUUGAUAGACAGUUUUGAAAUCUUCAUAUGGAGGUGCAAUGCUGUGUUUUUCAUGGGUUCUGAUCAUGCCAAGUGUUUCAAUCAGUUUUGAGCAUUUAUCUAAGAUAUUGAUACUUCAAAUUCUUACAGCUUAUGCCCCUGAUGUUUAAUUUAGUUAAUUUGUAGUGAAUUUUUGGUGUUGGUUUCUUAUUUAUGUUUUUAAAGUCAUAUUUU
Messenger RNA from Elaeis guineensis (African oil palm), 2171 nucleotides. RefSeq names its product U3 small nucleolar RNA-associated protein 18 homolog. The record is from RefSeq and is a predicted model, not a curated record. Gene Ontology annotation, cellular component: Pwp2p-containing subcomplex of 90S preribosome; small-subunit processome. NCBI's taxonomy places the organism in Eukaryota, Viridiplantae, Streptophyta, Magnoliopsida, Arecales, Arecaceae. Gene Ontology annotation, molecular function: protein binding. Gene Ontology annotation, biological process: rRNA processing.